Harpegnathos saltator (Jerdon's jumping ant) is the source of this 593-nucleotide messenger RNA. It is a transcript of the gene RpL26, whose product is annotated as ribosomal protein L26. NCBI's taxonomy places the organism in Eukaryota, Metazoa, Arthropoda, Insecta, Hymenoptera, Formicidae. The transcript is spliced from 4 exons. The coding region runs from base 94 to 540 and encodes 148 amino acids. Gene Ontology annotation, biological process: translation. The record is from RefSeq and is a predicted model, not a curated record. Gene Ontology annotation, molecular function: RNA binding; structural constituent of ribosome. Gene Ontology annotation, cellular component: ribosome; large ribosomal subunit.
GUUGUCUCUCUCGUGCCACACAUUCGGAGUUCAAUGUUCUUUCCAACGUGUUGUUCUUUUGGUUCACGGUGCUGAAAUUUUGUAGAAUUCAAUAUGAAAUAUAAUAGGCUGGUUUCCUCGUCGCGCAGGAAGAACAGGAAGAGGCAUUUCACGGCACCAUCGCACGUCAGGAGGCGGCUUAUGUCCGCUCCGUUGUCGAAGGAACUACGGCAGAAAUAUAAUGUGCGCUCGAUGCCGAUUCGUAAGGAUGACGAAGUACAAGUUGUACGUGGGCACUACAAAGGGCAACAAGUAGGCAAAGUUGUCCAAGUAUAUAGAAAAAAAUUCGUCAUAUACAUUGAGCGGAUUCAGCGUGAAAAGACAAACACUGCAAAUGUAUACGUCGGCAUUGAUCCUUCCAAGACGGUUAUUGUUAAGUUGAAGAUGGACAAGGAUCGCAAGAAGAUCAUAGACAGGCGAAGUAAAGGUAGGCUCGCUGCAUUGGGCAAAGACAAAGGUAAAUACACAGAAGACGUGACAGCUGCUAUGGAGACAUCAUGAAUUCUGAUAUUUUUCUUUGUGUUUAUACUAAUAAAAAAAUAUUAAAAUCAAAA